AGCAAAGGAAUCCACAGCAAGAAAGAGUUUCCCCAUUGUCUUUUUUCUCGAUGAACAUGGCUGCCAAGAGAGAGAAAACAGUGAUGGGGUGUUGCCUCCGUGGUUCCUCCAUACCUGCAACUGCAAGUGUUGGAGAAGACUCAGGGCUCAAACAAGAAGUUCUCAUACAAGUACCAGCGUGCAGAGUUCAUCUGAUGGAUGAAGGAGAAGCUCUUGAACUGGCUCAAGGGCACUUCACGAUCGUGAAAACCAUGGAAGAGAAUGUGUCUCUGGCUACAAUCAUAAAAGUGGGAGAUGAUCUUCAAUGGCCUUUGACGAAAGAUGAGCCAGUUGUUAAGCUGGGUGCUCUCCAUUACUUGUUUUCCUUGCCGGUGAAAGAUGGUGAACCUCUCAGCUAUGGUGUCACCUUUUCAGAAGCUACUUUGGGAAGUUUGAGUUCGCUGGACUCGUUUCUGAAGGACCACUCUUGCUUUUCUGGCUUCAAUUUGAACAAGAAGAACAAUCUAGAUUGGAGGGAGUUUGCUCCAAAGGUUGAUAAUUACAAUCAUUUUCUGGCCAAGGCAAUUGCAGGAGGAACUGGUCAGAUUGUGAAGGGCAUCUUCAUCUGCAGCAAUGCUUACACCAAUAAGGUUCAGAAAGGAGGAGAAACGAUCCUAAACAGUUCUGCAGAUGAGAAAAAUGGUGUUGUUGUGGCCAGCGAAAGCAUGAACAACAAGACUUUCAGCGCCUCAAAGAAGAACAAGAUUAAUAAAAACCUCAAACGUGUGAGAAAGCUGUCGAAGAUGACAGAAAAGUUGAGCAAAUCUGUGCUAAAUGGUGUUGGUAUAGUGAGUGGAUCAGUGAUGAAUCCUGUGCUUAAAUCCCAACCAGGAAAGGCAUUCCUAAAGAUGGUUCCUGGGGAGGUUCUGUUGGCUUCCCUUGAUGCAGUGAACAAGGUUCUAGAUGCUGCUGAAGCUGCUGAAAAACAAACUUUUUCUGCCACUUCCAAAGCUGCAUCAAGAGCGGUUUCUAACAGGUUUGGGGAAAGUGCAGGGGAAGCUACUGAACAUGUAUUUGCAACAGCUGGACAUGCUGCGAAUACUGCUUGGAAUGUCUUUAAGAUACGAAAAGCUUUAACUCCAGCUUCUUCAGCAACCAAUGGAGUGCUCAAAAAAGCUGCCAAGGUUCCAACUUUUAAAUAAAAAAUCAAAUCAAGUUUCUUUUUUUCAUGAUUAUGAAAGGUUUAAGGAGGAUAGAUACCAUGUGGUGGAACAAUUAGUACCUAAUUUUGCGCUGAUUAAUUAUGAUUAUGACGUGAGUUCCAA
This is a messenger RNA of Vigna unguiculata (cowpea), 1304 nucleotides long. RefSeq names its product senescence/dehydration-associated protein At4g35985, chloroplastic-like. Gene Ontology annotation, cellular component: plasma membrane. Lineage: Eukaryota; Viridiplantae; Streptophyta; Magnoliopsida; Fabales; Fabaceae. The record is from RefSeq and is a predicted model, not a curated record.